UCUUCGAGCAGGGCCUUGUCGAACUUCCCUAGCGAAAAGAAGAAGACUCCACAGAGGGGAAGAUCGCCGAGGAGGGAUUCGCCCAAGCGGGGUGGACAGAAGAGGGCAUCGCCUCGAAGGGAGAGUCGAGAUUCAAAACGGGAAAAGAGAGACGAGUGGCAGAGGAGGCCGAUGUUGUUUGAGAGACAAAGAUACCAAACUUUCACGCCCUUGAGGAAAGAUAUGACGGAGGUUCUCGAAGCCAUGGAGCAGAAGAUGCCGAGUGAGGACGUGACUUUGCCAAAGACGAGGUUUACAGGCCCAAUUCGACCCAGGUCAGAUAUUUACUGCCGCUUUCACAAAGAUUACGGCCACACCACGGAGAAUUGCAGACAUCUAAAGGAUGAGAUCGAGAGGCUGAUUCGAGCAGGUUACUUAAAAGAAUUUGUGUAUCAUGAUAGGGUGAAGGGGAAAGGAAGGAGAAGGUGUAGGGAAGACUCGGAGGAAAGGAGCGAUAGAGAUGAGGAGGGAGAUGGUCGAGGUGGUCGAGGAAAGAAGCCAAGGAGAGAUGAUGAUAAGGGAGGACAUGGAGGAGAGGCCCCGGUGAAGAGAGGAACUAUCUACAUGAUAUCUGGUGGUCCAACCGAUGGUGACUCGAAUAGGGCCAGGAAGGAGCACGCUCGAGCAGUGAAGAGGAAGAGAGAGGAGAUGGGGAUUACGGCCCGCAUGCCAGUGAUAAGUUUUAAGGCGGAGGAUGCCGAGGGGGUUGUCUUGCCGCAUAACGAUGCUCUGGUGAUAACCGCGGAGGUUGCAGGCUUUGAUGUGAAGAGGGUCUUCAUUGACACAGGAAGCUCGGUGGAUGUGAUGUUCUAUGACUGUUUUGUGCAGAUUAAUAAGGAGUUGAGUAUGGAGUUAAAACCGGUGACCAUGGCACUUUACGGCUUUAAUGGAGGAGAAGUCAUGCCGAUGGGAGAGGUCAGUUUGCCCGUGGCAUUGGGAUCAGGGGAGUUGAGGAAGGUGCGCAUGGUGAGAUUUGUGGUU
This is a messenger RNA of Striga hermonthica, 1020 nucleotides long. Lineage: Eukaryota; Viridiplantae; Streptophyta; Magnoliopsida; Lamiales; Orobanchaceae. The record is from the annotation of a GenBank genome assembly.